AGUCUUCUUAAAACGGUCACAUAGAUCGCCGCUUAAAAAUGUCGUCGCGAGGUGCGUCGCGUUGAAGAAUUUUUUCCAUCAAUUAUAAUACGUGCACAAUAUCCAGCUCCGCACGGCCGCAAUAUUUUUGUCUCUACCCGUUAUCAGUGUUUAUCCAUGUUUAUUUAAUUUUACCAACGAAGCGAAAGCAAAUGUGAUUAGUGCAAGCCCUUCAUAAACAUAUGUUGUACAUAGGUGUGUCAGUGCCGAAGCAAAAAUCGUUUAUUAUUAAGCCACCGCCGUCAGUGCGCAGCGGCAAGUAAAUUUGUGCAAGUGUCUUAAAAAGAAUUCAAAUUUAAAAGCGACAAAUAUUGUGAUCGUAAUUGUGUUUAUAAAAGGCCUGCCUGCACAUUUCAACUACAAGUGUACAUAAAAACUUUCGGCAAGAGGGCGCAAAAUAUAAGUAAAAGAGGUUAUCCACAAAAAAUCGCAGGAACAAUGUUAAAGUUUAUACGAGGAAAGGGUCAACAGCCCACGGCGGAGAGACAACGCUUGCAGAAGGAUCUAUUCGCUUAUCGCAAGACUGCACAGCAUGGCUUUCCUCACAAGCCAUCUGCAUUGGCAUAUGAUCCUGUCGCAAAACUAAUGGCGAUUGGCACGCAAACAGGAGCUAUAAAAGUCUUUGGCCAGCCCGGUGUAGAACUGUACGGACAGCACACGCUGGUGAGCAAUUCUGCAGCAGAGCUCAAUGUUCAGUUACUGGAAUGGGUAUACGGCACAGGUCGCAUCCUUUCAUUAACAGUAGCAAAUCAACUAAUACUGUGGGAGCCUGUUGGAACCACAUUGGUGCCAAUUAAAACACUGCCUUUCGACGGAAAGCUUAAAAAAGUAUCUUCCCUCUGCUGUUCCUCAAACAAAGAUGUGCUGUGGAUUGGAACGGAAGGUGGCAACAUCUACCAACUCGAUCUGCAUACCUUUACAAUAAGAGAGGAUGUAGUUUACCAUGACGUUGUGUUGGAACAGGUGCCCCCCGCUUACAAAUUAAAUCCAGGUGCAAUUGAGUCAAUUCGCCAACUUCCAAAUGAGCCGAAUAAGCUGUUAAUUGCCUACAACCGUGGCCUUUGUGUUUUGUGGGAUUUCGAAUCGUCUUCCGUUGAGCGAGCUUAUAUAGCCCCUGGACAUGGUCAAAGCGUUGGACUUUCAGUCGAUGUUGCUGGAUCUGAAUUCAGCUGGUAUCAUGCGGACGGUUCGUAUGCAACCUGGAACAUCGAUACCGCCGAACCGCCGCAGAAUGUUAACUAUGUCCCCUACGGCCCAGAUCCAUGCAAGAGCAUCAAUCGUCUGUACAAGGGGAAGCGAGGAAACAACGAUGUUAUUAUUUUCUCCGGCGGCAUGCCGCGCUCGGCGUAUGGAGAUCAUAAUUGCGUAUCUGUACACGUGAGCGAUGGACAAAAAGUGUGUCUUGACUUUACGUCUAAAGUUAUUGACUUCUUUGUCACCUACAAAGAUGAUAGCGACGUUGCUGAAGUGUUGAUUGUACUCCUCGAAGAGGAGUUCUGUGCCUACGACCUCACAGACUCUAAUAUUUCCGCCAUCAAGGCGCCAUACCUUCACUCAGUACACGCAUCUGCAGUUACAUGCAACUACUUGACAUCCCAAGUCACUCAGAGCGUGUAUGACCGUAUUCUCAGAGCGGGCGAUAAACAAGAUAUUGACUACAGCAAUAUUGACUGGCCAAUCACCGGCGGUGUAUUACAAGAUAGUAAUCCUCAAUCUGAUGAGGAGGACGAGGGUCCGGGGUAUGAAAUCCUUUUGACCGGCCAUGAAGAUGGCUCUGUUAAAUUCUGGGAUUGUACCGGAGUAUUGCUUAAACCCAUUUACAACUUUAAAACUGACAUCAUUUUUGGAAACGAGCAUGAAAAUAGGGAUGAUGCUGCUGCAGAUAUUAGUGUGGAUCACCUUAGUGCUGAACAACUGGAUGAGGGAGAGCCGCCAUUUCGGAAAUCCGGACUCUUUGAUCCAUACUCCGAUGAUCCUCGGUUGGCUGUAAAAAAAAUAGCGCUCUGCCCACACACAGGACAGUUAAUUGUUGGCGGUACAGCAGGCCAGAUUGUUAUUGCAGAUUUCGACGACACUUCUGACGCAAGGGACUCUUUAAAAUACAAUUGCAUGAAUUUGGUCAGCGACCGCGAUGGAUUCGUAUGGAAGGGUCAUGAUCAGCUAAACGUGCGGCCAAACCUUUUGGAAGAAGCCGCCAGUCCGCUAACUGAAAACGGCGUGAAUAUAACAGGAGUGCUCCAGGUCUUGCCGCCAGCCAGCAUCACUUGCAUGGCACUUGAAGCGAACUGGGGUCUUGUGUCCGGUGGAACUGCGCAUGGACUAGUGCUGUUUGAUUUUAAGAACUUUGUUCCUGUCUUUCACCGAUGCACAUUAAAUCCAAACGAUCUUACUGGCGCCGGUGAGCAAUUGUCUCGUCGAAAGUCGUUUAAAAAAUCACUGCGGGAGUCAUUUAGGAAGCUUCGUAAGGGUCGAUCAACACGAAACAAUCCCACCAAUCAAGUGCCAACAACUCUAGAAGCGCGGCCUAUUGAGCGGCAAAUUGAGGCACGCAAUACUGACGACGGUCUGGGUUCGAUGGUGCGGUGUUUGUUAUUCGCGAAAACUUAUGUUACUAACGUCAACAUAACGUCGCCUACUUUGUGGUCAGCAACCAAUUCCAGUACAGUGUCUGUGUUUCUUUUGCACUUGCCGCCAGCUCAGACCGCCGCGACUUCGGUUCCGCCGGCAAGCGGGAAUGCUUCUCCACAGACUCCACGUCGCAUUUCUGCACAGCUUGCCAAAGAGAUUCAACUGAAACAUCGUGCGCCUGUGGUAGGAAUUUCCAUUUUCGAUCAGACAGGCUGCCCUGUAGAUCAGUUAAACGCCGGAGAAAACGGAACACCUCCACAUCGCCUUCUUAUUGCUUCCGAAGAGCAAUUUAAAGUAUUUUCACUACCGCAAUUAAAGCCGAUUAAUAAGUAUAAGCUAACCGCCCACGAAGGGGCUCGCAUUCGACGCAUUCACUUUGGAUCAUUUUAUUGCCCCAUAUCGCCGGAGUUGUUGCAAAGUCUUCACGCUAACAGCCCCACCAAGUCCACACGAUCACAUGGCGAUGGAGAUGGUCCUGUGAAUAUCAGUGGAAGGUCCGGUGCUGGGCGUAGAGAGAUGUACCACGAAAUGGCUUUGAUUUGUUUGACCAACAUGGGCGAUAUUAUGGUUUUGUCAGUGCCUGAGCUAAAAAGACAACUUAAUGCGGCCGCCGUGCGACGUGAAGAUAUCAAUGGGAUUUCGUCACUUUGUUUUACCAAUGAUGGUGAAGCUCUAUACAUGAUGUCUUCUUCUGAGCUGCAGCGUAUUGCUCUAGCAACGUCCAAAGUCGUACAACCAACUGGCAUUGUUGAAGUUGAGCCCUUGGAGACCGAAGGUUCAGCACUGCAAUCGAAUGACGGGGAAGAGAGUGAUAAGGAAACGGACGCCAAUAAUGAGGUGGUUAAUAAUGCCGAAAUCAAGGAGCUGCCGGUGGCUACGCAACGCUCGAAGACAGUUGAGGUUAGCGUAGACCGGAAUAGCCUUCAUCUAACCAAUGGAGUCAGCAAUAGCAACUCACCCAACCGUGCCAACGAGACCAUCACUAGCUCCAUAGGUGACAUUACCGUUGACUCUGUGCGUGACCAUUUAAACACUACGACAACCACAUUGUGUUCCACAACUACAGAGGAGACUGUGGGUCGCUUAUCAGUGCUUAGCACGCAAACCAACCAAGCAACUACCACCGUGAACAUGAAUGACAUUCCGGAUAUUAAUAUACCCAACCUAAUGGACUUAAAAUCAAAAAGCAACACUUCGGAAACGAGCACUAGUUCAGUGGUAAUAAAAUCAGUUAUCACCAGCAUAUCACAUGAAAAGACAAACGGAGAAAGCGAGACAAGGACGACAAGGACGACAACGCACGAAGAAAGUGAAUUUUAAUAUUAAACUUUAUAGUUUACCUAUCAUCAAAACAGGAUGAGGUCAAAAUAAUAUCAAAUGAAGGAGACCCACAAUUUAAAUUCAUUUAUAAGCAUAAGAUCUGAUAUAUUUUGAUAUGGAUUUUAUGAACAUUGUUUUGUAUUCAAUAACUUUCCUAAAAGCUUUUUGCCAUGGGCUUGAUUUUCUAUUAUUCUGACCCCAACCAUAUUGCAAGCUUUUGCAUAUGUGUUUUACAUAUGUACAUAUUGACUUUUAAAAUACAAGAUCACCAUGGCAAUUAUCAGUCCACAGCAACUAUUGCAUUUUUAAAACAUUUUUUAACUAUAUUGCAAGUUAUUAUACAAUUUAAACUUAUAUUUGAGCAUUUAUUGUACCCCUGACAAUUCGUUCGCUUUUACAAGUAUUAAAUGGAAUUUACUUCUUUUUUAA
Drosophila serrata is the source of this 4416-nucleotide messenger RNA. RefSeq names its product LLGL domain-containing protein l(2)gl (gene l(2)gl). Gene Ontology annotation, biological process: regulation of Notch signaling pathway; regulation of establishment or maintenance of cell polarity; Golgi to plasma membrane transport. Gene Ontology annotation, cellular component: plasma membrane; cytoplasm; cortical actin cytoskeleton. Gene Ontology annotation, molecular function: syntaxin binding; myosin II binding; GTPase activator activity. NCBI's taxonomy places the organism in Eukaryota, Metazoa, Arthropoda, Insecta, Diptera, Drosophilidae. The record is from RefSeq and is a predicted model, not a curated record.